AUGGGUAGCGGAGAAAAGGGUCUUCUGAACUUCCAUCUGCAUCUCCCUCACCUUCAUGGGAAAAAGCAGUACAGGGAUGUUCCAAAGGGGUGUUUGGCUAUCAAGGUAGGGCAAGGAGAAGAGCAACAGAGAUUCAUAGUCCCAGUAAUAUACUUCAAUCACCCUCUCUUCAUGCAGUUGCUUAAGGAAGCCGAAGAGGAAUAUGGGUUUGAGCAGCAAGGGGCAAUCACCAUUCCCUGUCAUGUCGAGGAGUUCCGAUACGUUCAAGGCAUGAUCGACAGAGAACACUCUCUUCACCCUCAGAACCAUAACCACCACCACCACCAUGGUGGCUGUUUUAGAGUUUGA
This is a messenger RNA of Vitis vinifera (wine grape), 348 nucleotides long. Its product is annotated as auxin-responsive protein SAUR32. Gene Ontology annotation, biological process: response to auxin. The record is from RefSeq and is a predicted model, not a curated record. NCBI's taxonomy places the organism in Eukaryota, Viridiplantae, Streptophyta, Magnoliopsida, Vitales, Vitaceae. The coding region runs from base 1 to 348 and encodes 115 amino acids. The transcript has a single exon.